AUCGAAUAUUCGAAUAAAAAUGAAUCUGAUAUUUAUUAGAGUAUACUAUUGCCAAAUCAGCUAUAAAUCACUAAAUCGUGUGUAAAACUCUAUAAAUCGAUAAAUAGCUAUAAAUUUACUAUAUCCGCAAAAUGGAUAGAACUAAUUACUAUUCUGGUUUAAACCCUAUAGUGGUGCAGGUGCUAAACAAUCUGCAAUAUAGGUAUAGUGGUGAAACACCAGAAAUGUGGUGUUCUCGUAUUCGUUAUCCUUUUAAGAAACUUCUUGAAUAUAACCCAAAAUACUUUUCGAAGAAUGGAUUUAUUCAGAUGAUUGAAAGAGUAUAUAUAGAUGGGAAAUUUAAAGAUGGAGAACGCUCAUUUCAUAUUUAUUGCACUGUAUGCGACUCCUUGGUAAUUAUUCGUGAAAAUACCAUCGAAUGUGCUAAUGAUCACCUGAAUAAAUGUAUUACUAAAACUGCUAAAAGGCAUAUUACAUAUUCUAAACCUGUACAGAAAAAUGUGAAAAAAAUAGUAUCAGAAUUAAGUGAUGAUGAAAUUAAUGAAAUUUAUGAUAGUAUUUAUUUUAGAUACAGAAAAAGCUCUGAAUGUUUUUGCUCUCGUGAUUCAAAAGAAAUUAGGAAAAGUACUGUAUAUCGAUUAAUUAACAGUGCAAAAGUUAUCCAACGGGCUUGGAGAGCUUUCAAGUUGAGACCUGAAACAUGGGCGAAACGAGUUUGGAAUAUGGUGAGGAAUGAUGGCACUCCUGAUAGGAAGAAAUUCUUAGGUAUACUUUCAACUAGAGAAAGGAAAAUAAAUUCUCAGACUCGAGAAGAAUAUGCUUUAUUUAUCGAUGAAAAUGUUAACAAUUAUAAAAGAGCAUAUAGCGAAAAUCUUGCUCAAAAAUAUAUUAAAGAAUUUCUAGCCGAAUGGGCCACAGGGUACGAGAAAUAUAAAUAUUAUGAUCCUGAUUAUUGGGUAGAAACGAAGAAAUACCAGUUAAAUAAGCGCCUAAAUGCUGUAGCAUAUAUAGUUGCUUUUAUAAAAUCGUAUCAGCAAGGAUAUAGACUCGUCAGUUGUGGACACUGGACUUUUAUGUUAAAAUAUCUAACUGAUCCUGAAUAUUACCGUACUAGCAAAGAUGGAAACAACAUUGUCGUAAACUUUGUUAAAAUUUCAGAAUAUGCGCGAUAUUAUUGUAAAGAGAAAAGAAAGCCUUAUCCAUGUGAUUCGCUAGAAAUUAAUAUUUUCAAAUCUAAUUAUUGUCUUCAUAUUCCCCAGGGAGGGUCUACUAUCAUAGAUUUCUCAGAUUUUAACAAUAAUUGUGAAUAUGUGCAACGAGUUUUUCAAGUCUUAAAUUCUUUAUUGAAAUAGUGUAGUAUACAACAUAAUUAGUCAAGCAAUA
Molecule: messenger RNA, 1383 nt
Organism: Rhizophagus irregularis DAOM 181602=DAOM 197198
Lineage: Eukaryota; Fungi; Glomeromycota; Glomeromycetes; Glomerales; Glomeraceae
Source: RefSeq, a predicted model, not a curated record